GUACCGAGUCUCCUGCCACGUGCUCCGUCCCCAGAUCACCACAUGCAGCACUGCAGGGGCCCCACUUGCACCGAAACAUCCACCAUGUUUUCUAUACCGAGUAACUUGCCGCAAGGCUGCAGCACCGCCCUCGGAACGGGCCAGCAACACUACACUACACUCUACACACCACACACCACACAGCACCUACCACCCCUACCUUUCCCACACAGCUGAGGUCCCGCGUUAUAACUGGCCGGCCCCGAGCUAGCGCCCAUGGCACCGGUCCCCGACCCCCUGGCUGAGCUGCUCAUCAAUUACAAUGAGCUCAAUGCCUCCGUCGUUGACGAGCUCCAUCAGGAACCAAGCCCGCUCGAGUUCAUGAGAUAUGUCUCGAGAAACACGCCGUUUGUCGUAAGGGGAGGGGCCAGCAACUGGACUGCAACCAAGACAUGGAACCUUGCUCGCCUCAAGGACCUCUUACACGACCACACCGUCAAUGUCGCCGUGACUCCCUACGGGAACGCCGAUGCCCCCACAAGAGAUGACAAGGGCGAGCUUGUUUUUGCCAAACCGUGGGAGGAAGAUCAGCCCUUCUCGGAUUUUGUCGAGUACGUCGCGCGUCAGGAGACAGACGGUUCCUUCCCCCCGAGCAGUGAGAUACGAUAUGCUCAGACUCAAAAUGACAACCUUCGCCACGAGUAUGUCUCGAUCUUCGAUCAGGUCCAGCGUGACAUACCCUUUGCAAGAAUAGCAUUACAGAAAGAGCCCGAUGCCAUCAACAUGUGGGUCGGCAAUUCUCGCUCAGUGACAGCCCUCCACAAGGAUAAUUACGAAAACAUCUAUGUACAAGUCCAGGGACAAAAGCACUUCGUCCUGAUGCCUCCGCAUUGCUACCCAUGCGUCAAUGAGAAGCCACUCCGCGCGGGCACAUAUGUGCGCGACCAGCAGGACGGGCUGUUGCAUCUUGUCAUGGAUGGCGGCGGGGGUGAUGAGGAUUGCUCUGUGCCAUUCGCAAUCUGGGACCCAGACCGGCCGGACAAGAACGCGACUCCUUACUCCAGGCUCGCGGAGCCUGUGCGUGUCACGCUGCGACAAGGGGAUAUGUUAUAUCUCCCGGCCUUGUGGUACCACAAAGUGUCACAAUCCUGCUCGGAGGAGGGCAUCUGUGUGGCCGUAAACUACUGGUACGAUAUGGAAUUCAGCGGACCGCUCUACCCUGCAGCAUCGUUCGUGAGAUCGGUCAGCCUACAGAAAAGCGGUGGCCUGUAGGACAGCUUCGCGCUUUGACACUUUGAACCAACUGAAAGCAGACGGCAUACACUGUUGGUCCGAGUUCAUCAGGCUGGGCUCGCCAGCGGGAGGUGUUGACCAACCGGCCUUGACACUUGUUAGACAGAUCAUAGCAAGACGAUCAGACGUACGGCAUUCACCGUUCUGUCGAGAGGUACUGUGGGACACUUAUAAACCAUGCACAUGCUUAGGACGACAUGGUGACUUCGUUACUCCGUGAGCCAAGCUGCGCAGUCAGUGCAGUGAGAAUCGGUCGCUGAUGCUGCCAGGCGAGUAUGGUGCAAAAACGGUGGCACGGUUAC
Molecule: messenger RNA, 1574 nt
Organism: Diaporthe batatas
Lineage: Eukaryota; Fungi; Ascomycota; Sordariomycetes; Diaporthales; Diaporthaceae
Exons: 6
Coding region: 256-1251 (331 amino acids)
Molecular function (GO): 2-oxoglutarate-dependent dioxygenase activity
Source: RefSeq, a predicted model, not a curated record